Messenger RNA from Rhipicephalus microplus (southern cattle tick), 2260 nucleotides. Its product is annotated as lysosomal phospholipase A and acyltransferase. Gene Ontology annotation, biological process: lipid metabolic process. Lineage: Eukaryota; Metazoa; Arthropoda; Arachnida; Ixodida; Ixodidae. The record is from RefSeq and is a predicted model, not a curated record.
UCGUAUCGCGCCGAACCGUCCCUUUGUCCGUCUCGUUUUUCUCCCUGUCUUCAUUUUUAUUUAUUUACUUACGCGCUGUUUAUCUCUCGUCCCGCUCGCAGCUCUUGAAAAAGGGACCACGCGUCGGCUGCCGACGCAUAGCAUCCGCGAGCUUGCGUCGAGCGCGCGCCUGGGAGAGGGAGGCCGUGGUCCGCGACUCCCCCAGUGGGCCCACAUCGCUGGUUGCUGAUCGGAGUGGGCUCGUAUUGGGCCACCUAGCGUGCGCAACCGCUGCUGUCUUCGGGGCUGUAAAAUAGUAUUUAAGAGAGGAUUUCACUUUAUCUUUUCUUGUGCUCCCGCUCGCAUCUGAAGGCGUUUCCGUUCCGUCGCUGCACCAUGUCGAGAUUAGCGAAACUAGCAUUAUUUUCGACAUUGUUCGCCUUCUUCAGCGCGGGCGACACCGACGCUGCCACUAUCCUGGAAAGGCUGCGCAACCGAAUAUUCGCUACGAAAAAGCAUCCGCUUAUAUUAGUGCCUGGCGACGGCGGGAGCCAACUCGAAGCCAAGUUAAACAAGACGGAGACGGUGCACUACUUUUGUGAAAGGAGAACCAAUGAUUAUUUUGACCUCUGGGUCAACCUCGAGCUUAUGGUGCCCUACGUGCUCGACUGCUGGGUGGACAACAUGAGGUUGCUGUACGAUAAUAAGACGAGGACCACGAGAUCUCCUGACGGAGUGCACGUUCGGGUGCCUGGGUUUGGCAACACGAGCACCGUCGAGUGGCUGGACCCGAGUCAGGUGUCUCCCACGGCAUACUUCACAAGAAUUGUGGAGGCACUCGUAGCCCUCGGCUAUCAACGUGGGAUUGACGUUCGGGGUGCUCCCUAUGACUUCAGGAAAGCCCCAAAUGAAUUGGAUGGCUACUUCAAGCAACUGCACGCGCUCAUAGAGGAUUCGUACACCAGCAACGGGAACAUGUCUGUUAUCAUGGUAUGCCAUAGUAUGGGAUGCCCAAACCUACGCUACUUUUUUAGCCGUCAACCUCAGCCCUGGAAAGACAAAUAUGUUCGGGCGAUGGUGACCCUCGGAGGGGCAUGGGGCGGUGCUGUGAAGGCGCUCAAGGCCUAUGCCUCUGGUGAGAAUCUGGGCGUGGUGGUGAUCAACCCACUGUCGGUGCGACCCGAGCAGCGGUCCACACCCAGCUUGGCCUACAUGAUGCCCAACCAUCUUUACUGGAACGAAUCUGAGGUUUUGGUGAAGACGCUGAACCGGAGUUACGGCUUGGCAGACUACGAAGCCUUCUUCAAGGAUAUCGGCUUCACGGAUGGUUACGAAAUGUAUAAGGACACGAGGUCGUUCAUGCUCGACACCACGGCGCCAGGCGUCGAGAUCCAUUGUUUGCACGGCCGAAACGUCAGCACCAUUGAGAGGAUCGAGUACCACAAGCCUGGUUUUCCGGACAUUCAGCCCGAGGUGGUGUUCGGCGACGGUGACGGCACCGUGAACAUUCGCAGCCUGCGGGGCUGUUUGCGCUUCCAGAGUGGCCAGAGACAAGCCGUCUAUGAGAAGACUCUCGACAACGUGGAACACAUGAGCAUACUCUACGACAAAACCGUCAUCGACUACAUCAAGACGCUCGCUGUGGGACACUGACGCAAUCGAGCGGGGCCCCAACUCGAAGCAUGGCAAUGGAGCUAUGCGAGACAGUGUUCGGUUGUACGGUCACGGUGUCACUGCGUCAUUUCAAUCUCUAAACCCAGUUUGGAUGCGAGAGGGAACGUAGUUAUGCCCAGUGGCGUCUGCCACAAGAUUUCAUUUCACUUUGUCCAAGCUACACGGCAUACGCUUUGACCACCUUUUCGCGGAAGACUCGUUUUGCGAUCGACUGUUCACGGCUAGAUUCAAGUGUGGCCCCUUUUCUCCCUCGUUCUUUUUUUGACCUUUUAUUUUAUUUUUUUCCUUCCCUCGUGCUCUAACAUCUCUUAUGAAGGACAUCACUUCUGGUCACACCGUGGACACUGUGGAGCGGCUUGCGCUUUGGUCAGCUUACGUACACGCGUGAGGCGUGGCACUGGUGCCAUUCACGUGGACUUAUGGAAAACAUUUCGAUGCUUCUUGGACGUGAAGACGCGCAACGGCAAUGGCGUGUGCGGUGGGUUGUUUGUGCUGUAGGAGCUCGAUGAGUAACUGGGGGUGUCGCAUCAGUUAUUUAUGUCAUCCUUUGUCGAAAUGUGUGAAUUUCACCAAACUGCAUAUGAACACGGGAAACCGUUCUGCAUGA